Acipenser ruthenus (sterlet) is the source of this 9958-nucleotide messenger RNA. RefSeq names its product neuromedin B receptor (gene nmbr). Gene Ontology annotation, cellular component: membrane. Bases 424 to 1584 code for a protein of 386 amino acids. The record is from RefSeq and is a predicted model, not a curated record. Lineage: Eukaryota; Metazoa; Chordata; Actinopteri; Acipenseriformes; Acipenseridae. The transcript has 3 exons. Gene Ontology annotation, molecular function: bombesin receptor activity. Gene Ontology annotation, biological process: bombesin receptor signaling pathway.
UCACUUAUUCUGGUUCAGAUUUCUGGAUCAGGCACUUUAAGGCAGAUACUUCGUUUUCGUUUAUGAAAAGUUUAGAACUGCGGUGCUUGCAGAAUAACAUUAAACCAUAUAGAUUAGUGGAUUAGAACAUUAAUCAAUUCUUUACCUACAGUAAAUACGUGUUUAAGAACCAACCAGAAUACUAAUAGAGGACGAUUCAGCACUAACUGGAAUGGACAGCUCCUACGCAAUGGAACUGAACUGAAAAUUAAAAGGUGCUUAACCAAUGGACAGGCGAUUUGCCCACAUCAGUCAUACAGAGCACUACUUUUUUGAGCUGCUGCACACUGAAGAGUUGUCAGUCAAUCGACUAAAGGCACUAUUACUUUAAUUUCUGAAUGCAAUCUUUCCAGUUUCAAAACCUACAGUGGGAAGAGUCUUAAAAUGACGGUUGAAGAGUUUUUUAACAACGUAACCUUUUCUGAUAAUGUCUCGUUAUUUGCUUCAAACUUUACCGAGGGAAUGCUAUCUAAUGACAGGGAAACUGUUGGUUUUAUUAUACGAUGCGUUAUUCCGUCCAUAUACAUUCUCAUUAUUACAGUGGGCUUGCUGGGGAAUAUCACUUUGAUAAAGAUCUUCAUCACCAACAGUGCUAUGAGAAGCGUGCCCAAUAUUUUUAUAUCCAGUUUGGCUGCUGGAGACCUUUUGCUUCUGGUGACUUGUGUUCCCGUAGAUGCCUCGAGGUAUUUCUUUGAAGAAUGGAUCUUCGGCACCGUCGCCUGCAAACUGAUUCCUGUAAUCCAACUCACUUCAGUAGGUGUCUCGGUUUUCACCCUUACAGCUCUGAGCGCAGACAGGUACAAAGCUAUUGUAAAUCCUAUGGACAUCCAGAAAUCUAGUGCAGUUCUUUGGACCUGCUUAAAGGCAGUCGCCGUAUGGAUCAUUUCUGUACUGCUGGCCAUUCCAGAGGCAAUCUUUUCCCAAGUGGUGCAUAUCAGUGACAACAACGUCAGCUUCACUGCCUGUGUACCAUACCCUUUAUCUGAGGAGUUACACCCCAAAAUUCACUCUGUCAUGAUAUUCAUGGUCUAUUUCAUCGUCCCCCUUACCAUCAUUAGCGUCUACUACUACCACAUUGCAAGGACGUUAAUCAAAAGUGCACACAACAUGCCUGGAGAAUUCAGUGAGCACACCAAAAGACAGAUGGAAACAAGGAAACGACUUGCAAAAAUCGUCUUGGUCUUUGUUGGUUUGUUUGCUCUCUGUUGGUUUCCAAACCAUGUCCUGUACAUGUACCGCUCCUUCAACUACAGAGAGAUUGACUCCUCAUUGGCACACCUGGUUAUCACACUACUGGCCCGAGUACUGAGCUUCUCCAGUUCCUGCGUCAACCCUUUUGCCCUGUAUCUGUUGAGUGAGAGUUUCCGGAGACAUUUUAAUAGUCACCUCCAUUGCCAGAGGAAGAAGUAUCGGGAGAGAUCUAUGAGCUACCUGCAGAGCACAUCAGCAGUCAGAAUGACAUCCAUUAAAAGCAAUGUUAGAAAUACACCCACCACUACAAAUCUUAUUAAUGGACACAACCUGAAACGGGAAGUUUCACUUUGAAUCAAAGAUGGGGGGAUGGUGUUCAAUAAGCUUUCUAGGAAACAAAUUUGGUACAAAAAAAAAGGUUGCAUAAAAGAAAUCCCUUUGCCAUUUGUUUGUAUCCUCAAACCUUUUUCAAUUUUCAAAUUCCUUGUGGUACCGGCAAUAAUGGCUGGCUUUAAAACAAAUAGAGAAGUUAAUGUUUUCUGAUUUUAAAAAAAAUCCAGUAAAGAACUGCUAACCAAUGCUUUAGAUUACAUUUACUGCCUUUCAUUACUAAUUAGAGAAGAGAGAAUAUAUUGGUUUUUCACUUGUUGUUUUUCUCUUUAAUUAUGGAUAUAAAAAUAUGUUAAAUUUCAAAGUUUUCUCUAUAGCAUUGUAUUUAAAAUAUCUGCAUAUCGAAAGUGAAAAUAUAGAAAACCAGUGAGGUUCUCAUGCAAUUAAGAGGUACCGAUUAUCACUUUAUUUAGUUUUGUCAAUAGAGUCAAAAUUUUAAAUCAGGAAGAAUUUAAGGACCAAAUAGUCAAAGAUUCUGUGAAUGUAUGCAACUUUUAGGCAACCGCUUGCAUUUCAGAUAUUUUGCAUAUAUUCACAAGUCUGUGAAAUUAAAGAGAUGCAGGGAAAUUGCUAAUAUCGCAAAGCUGCAGAAAUAAAUACAUUUAAAUGAAUCUAACAGGAAAUUAAUCGCAACUCAGGCUAUACCCAACUGAUGCAGGUGUAUUUGCAUAAGAGGUGAGACACUGGCUAAAGCAUAGAGAGGGCAAAUUUACUGAAGAGGAUAUUAUAAUAAUUUAUAGCUGACAAAAAGGGAAAAAAAACUAAAGAUAAGAUUUGGCACUAAACAAUGCGAAACAUAUUAAAAGCGAUACCACACGAUUACUCUCUCAUUAUAGUCUACAUAUUAAAAAAUUAUUAUCAUUUAGUACAUUAUAAUGCUUCCAAACCAAGACAAACCUGUCUGGAUGGGGCAAUAAAUCAAUAAGAACUAUGAACUUGUAUAAUAAUAAUACUUUAUUAUAUAUAUAUAGGCUAAGCAAUCAUGUGGUACAGUUUUCAAGACAUUUCCCUGUCUGGGCAAUUUUGUCUUCGCCUGGCUUUCAUCCACUCCCCAGAUAACGUGAAUGCUGUUUCAGCUGUUCCAGGGGAUACAGCUGAUAUUAAAGAAAGAUAUUAUGUUUUGAAACUUGAGUUAAAGAGCCGAUUAAUUUAACAGUGAAAGGGUGUCCCAAUCAGUUCCCAUAGAGGUUGGGAGUGCUCUGAGCACAGCUACAGUCAUUGUCACCAACAUUUGUUUUUGCUGUACCAGUAUCUGAAACUGAGAACUUACCUAUGAUAUAAGCAUCCUCUGUUGGUGUUUUGUUAAACGUAUUUACGUUAAUAUUGUUUUUGUAUAUUUAGCAACAGUAGCUAUUCAGGUUUUUUUUCUUCAUUUACCGCUCUGAACAACUAGAAAUAAAGUUAAUUUAAACAAAGCUUAUUAGGCCUCACUUAUGAAAGAGCACUUAAUGAGGCUGCAACGUGCACAUUAAGUAGUAAGUCUAACGUGAACCAUAAAUCUAAAUUUACUGUCCCAUUUACUAACAGAGAGUGCAUUAAUUUCCGAGCACACUAUUUGGCUAAUUUACAUACCAUAGUGUGCACACUACAUCUAUUGUAAGCGAUAAUUUAAUGUGAUGAUGAUGUCCAAGACUUACCCAUGACCACCGUGACAUAAAAAGCCCCAGCAGUCCACGUGUAACUUUUGGUCAGUGGCUUAUUGUGAAAGGUGGAGGUGGCUUACAUUGACCGAGGACAGAGGAAUUAGAAAUUCUAAUGGAAGAGGUUUUUUUAAAAUUAUAAUACAUGAGAACAUAAGAAAGUUUACAAACGAGAGAAGGCCAUUGGUUGUAUGGUUGUUAGUAGCUUAUUGAUCCCAGAAUCUCAUCAAGCAACAUCUUGAAGGAUCCCAGGGUGUCAGCUUCAACAACAUUACUGGGGAGUUGGUUCCAGAUUCCCACGAUUCUCUGUGUAAAAAAGUGCCUCCUAUUUUCUGUUCUGAAUGCCUCUUUAUCUAAUCUCCAAUUGUAACCCCUGGUCCUUGUUUCUUUGUUCACGUCGAAAAAAGUCCCUUGGGUCGACAUUGUCAAUACCUUUUAGAAUUUUGAAUGCUUGAAUCAGAUCGCCGCAUAGUCUUCUUUGUUCAAGACUGAAAAGAUUGAAUUAUUUUAGCCUGUCUGCAUAUGACAUGCCUUUAAAACCUGGAAUAAUUAUGGUUGCUCUUCUAUGCAUUCUUUCUAGAGCAGCAAUAUCCUUUUUGUAGUGAGGCGACCAGAACUGAACACAGAUGAGGUCUUACUAAUGCAUUGUAAAGUUUUAACAUUACUUCCCUUGAUUUAAAUUCAACACUUUUCACUAUAUAUCUGAGCAUUUUGUUAGCCUUUUUUAUAGCUUCCCCACAUUGUCUAGAUGAAGACAUUUCUGAGUCAACAUAAACUCCUAGGUCUUUUUCAUACAUUCCUUCUUCAAAUUUCAGUAUCUCCCAUAUGGUAUUUAUAAUACCUUGUUUGGUCCAGUGUUUUAUUCAACCACUCUAUUAUUUGUACCAAUGUAAUGAACUAUAAAAUAACAUCUAAGAAAUGAUUAAUUCUUGUUUAUUCAUGCUUAAUAUAACCUGUUAUUUACAAGUAGGUUUAAUUCGGUUUAAAUAGCGCGCCUAUCAGUGGUUAAAGUCUGGUUUCUGAACAAACUAAUUGUCGCUUACUUUAAGGUGCACACUACAAUUAUCACCCUUUAGUAAAUAUGAUGUGAAUAAAGCUCAGAGCGGGAUGCCUCAUUUAAAUACAUAUGAUAAUGCCAUGCAUUAUCAUAUAAAUCACAUACUCAUUCUGAUUACCAUAGUGUGGCACAAUAAAAUCAGUGUGAGCCAUUAUUUCGCAUGAUAAUGAAUACAAUUGAAAUAGUAAAUACAUGAACCUGCACACCAAUCAAUCUUGAUAGGAGGAAAUAGUAUUUAAAAUAGUAUUUUAGCUUGUUUGCGAAUUAGUUAAGCAAAGUCAAAAACAUUAACCAUUUUUCCCCCAACAUUAAAAAAAACACAGCUUGAUUUUGUAUUUCUUAAUAAUGCAACAUUGCUCUGGGAUACUUUACAUUAAGGGGGCCUAUAGAUGUUUAUUGUAUUGUACUACCAAAUAUGCGUGAGAUGACUUUAUCAUUUUUAAAUAUAAAGCCAACUCUAGGAUAAACAAAAAAUACAAUAAAAUGAAUUGUAAUCAUAACCUGGCAAGCAACACAAAGCACUUGACAUGGGAUAAACAUCAGUGGAAAACCUUAGCAGACUGAAGUUUUUAAAGUUAAGAAAAAGAUAGGAUACUUUAAAAAAAAAAAAAGUGAGUUCUAGUAAGACCAAGAAAUUAGCUGAAAUGGACAAAAGAAAAGCAAGAUUUAUCAGCACUUUCCAAUAGUAAUAAUACAAGGCAAUUCAUGCUCUCUAGCUGUAAGUUAUCAAAACGUAUCUAAUAAGCUGCAGAAGACAUGCAUUAAGAAAAUAUAUUAAACAUAAUAAUAUUAAAAAUAUUCGUCUAGCUAGAAGAUUAUACUUGACCUUUGACCCAUAUUUGACUCCUGUGCACCCCAACCACUUUCAAACAAAAUGUCUCGUUCCCUUUCAAUUCAAAGAUGACCACCAACAAAUACUUUUGGGAUAUGCCUGCCACAGGUCAGGUAUUCACUGAGCAUUUUAUAUCAAAGCUGGCGAUAGGCCCCUCCAUGGAGUGAGGUCCUUGGCCCCACCUCACCGAGGUAAUAAAUAGUCACUACACUGAGAACUCAUUCUCUUUUGCUUCUCACCAUCAGGUAGGUAAGGUAGGUAUAACUAACCUCUCCAGUUGCGUGAUUGUAUCUUUGUAAAAGAGCUCUCACUUUGAGUUUUCUGCUAAUUCCACUGCAUAUAUUGCUGGAAGUCGGCUUGCCACUUCCCGGAAUCAGUAACUCGGCUUCUGAGGACUGAGCAAACGCUGCGCAAUUGCACUCCGUUCUCUCUUUAUUUCAACAGCCUACAUCGCUCGCCAAUUGUAGGCUGCUUUGUAUCCUACAGCUUCUGCUGUUUGUGUUUUUUCCUCUGCUGUUGCAGCUAAAAACGCUUCCUCCACUGGGGCCCGGCGCUGCCGUACCCACUGUUGUGUCGAUGCCGCUGGGCGUACCAUUGCCCUCCCACUCGGUGUGUGCAGCCUAAAAAAAACCCAUAUUUUUUUGUUUACUCUACCUUCAGCUCUGCUGUGUGUGUGUGUGUGUCGUUUUUUGGUUGUGUGACUACUAAUGGGCCAGGCUUAUAAUGCCUGUAGGCAGUGCUCCACACCGCUUUAAGCUGUGCGCUGCAUCUGUUGUGUGACCGCACGCGGUCCAGUCUAGACACCAGUCCAGCAACCUCGAUGCUUACGCCCCUGGUGCUUGGUGCCUUUAGUGCCCUUGGUACCUUUGGGGCCUCGAUGCUUCGUGCAUAUUCACCCCCUGCAUCGCUAACCUCGGUGCCCUCAGUGCUUCGGUGCCUCAGAGCCUUGGUGCAUCGGUGUUUCGACACCCUCGAUGCUUCAGAGCCUUGGCGUCUCAGUGCUUCGGUGCACAGGCACCAUUUGCAUCAAUACCCUUGGUGCUGAAGAGCCUCAGCACAACGGUGCUUCGGUGCUCCAGAGCCUCGGUGCAGAACGUCUCAUCGCCUACAGCAGAGGAGGCGUGCUGCAUCCUCAAGCACUUAAAGGGUACAUAAGGACCUUUUUAUUUUAUUGUGUUACAUGUUCCCAUGUGUUGCUACAACUGUUUAUGUAAGGUGUGUGUGUUGUUUAAUUAUUUUUUUUUUAUAUUUUGACCACUUUUUUAAACUUUUAAAUUGCAUUCCCUGCCUCAAGAUGUCUUCUCAUGUACCUGCAUGAACCUCUCAGAACAACAUUUCCCAUCAUCCUGAGGGAUCAGGGUGUUGAUCUACCUGGACGAAUGGUUGAUUUGCUCCCAGUCACAGGAGAGAGCAGUGAUCCACACGUCGAUAGUGACAGAACAUGUGGCGAGACAGGGUCUUACCCUGAACUAUGCCAAAAGCCAAUUUUACACUGAUGCAAAGUACGGUAUACUUGGGUCUCCGGCUGGAUUCCCUUCCCUGGUGACAGAGUGGCUGUCAUUCAGAACUGUCUAGACCUGUUUCAACAGGGAUCCACAGUACAGUUGGUGUUGUGUCAGAAACUGUUGGGUCUGAUGGCCGCAGCUCUUUGUCUGUCAUGGUGAAAGGACCCUGGGUCAAGCCCUCUCGAAACAGUGGCUAUCCCACUGGAUUGUGGAACAGUUUCGACUGCAUAUACUCCUGCCGGCCUACUCCCACCUAGGAGAGUGGCUGCGCAUUCGACUAGAGGAGUGGCUACGUCAUGGGCCCUCUUUAGAGGUGCCUCAUUGACUGAUAUUUGUACUGCGGCUAGGUGGGCUACUCUGCAUACAUUCACCAGGUUCUACCAACUUUAUGUCUUUAUUACACACAAGGGUCCUUGAGGUUGCACGCUGACAUCACUAACACUAGUUGGCGGUAGCGAGACGUCCCUCAUAUGCUGUCCGCUCAUACUCCCUCACGACGGCUUUGGUAUACUUUCCCAAAAGAGAAGGCGACCACCAAACCUUGCGAGGUCGCAUCACUCGCAUUCGGGGGUUUGAUGCAAAAGAGAAUGAGUUCUCCGUGUAGUGACUAUUUAGUACCUCAGUGAGGCGGGACCGAGGACGUCACUCCACGGAGGGGCAUAUCCUCAGCUUUGAUAUAAAAUGCUCAGCGAAUACCUGACCUAUGGCAGGCAUAUCCCAAAAGUAUUGAUUAGUGGUCGUCUUCUCUUUCAGGGAACCGGGGUUACAUCCAUAACCUAUUGUUUUAAAUCACUCGACGACACCCACACUUCAUAGUUUUUAGGCACUUUUAACAAGUCUGUCUCUGUGAAGAUUUACAAUCAUCCUCCACCAUGGUAGCACCAACCAAGCGAACGAGACAAAUAAUCUUCGACUCUGACAGUGACUACAGAAUUUAAAUAAAAAGCUUAAUUUAUGAGUGACUAAAAAAAAAAAAAAAAAAAAAAGGCAUACCCCAUUGAAACAGUUUAUAAACUAAUUGACCUAACGGUCCCAUAGUUUAUGACGUCACAUAAACCUUACAGAAGUUUCUUCUGCAAGUGGAUCACAUAAAUGACAAAAACUGCCAUAGGUCGUAAUGUUCUGCAACCUACAAGUUAAAACUAAAAUAUUAGGUUUUAUUCAGUGUAGUAAAUAAAUUCAAUUUUGUUGUUUGAUUCUAAUUUACUGACUAUGACAUGCCAUAGAAAACAUCUACAGUAGCCUUAGGCAUUAUCAGUAUGCAGAGAAUGAAUAUUACUUCAUAUCAACACUAGUCACAUGUGGUAAAAUAAAAAGUAAACGUUACAUGUUUUGUUCUGGUCUAGCUUGCAGUUGUCCUCUGGAAAUGUUUUUUUGAACACAAAGUGUAUGUCUGUGUAUUACCUAAGAGUUCUAAAUAUGUCAAAGUGGUUGCCUGCAGCAUUUUAAAAUAUUUCUCUCCUUUCUUGCUUGAAGGAAGAAAGACAUGUGUUAUUGUAACUGAUGUUUAUCGUUUAGACCAUUAUUGCUUUUGCUGUAAUACAUUGAAACAUAGUCACACAAAAUAGUGAGUUCAGUUUGACUUUAAGAUGCUUGGAGACAUUUUUUUUAAAUUAUAGUGAGUAAUAGCAACCAUGCAAACCUUAGAAAUUAAUACUAACUGGAGUUAGGGAUGUCAUGAACUGUUGUGUAUCAGUGGUAUACAUUUUACCUUUGUUACAAUUUCAGAGAUAUUUAAUAUGUAUUGAUUACUUCAAUUAACAAACCUUUCAGUGUUAUUAUGGAUAUUAAUUGGUUUUAGCAUGAUUUUUUCCAAAAUAAUGAAUUAGCAAUCGUGUAAACAGUCUUUGAUCAUGACAUGUCUUUGUCAUCACAAAUAUAUUGCAAAUGUUGUGGAUAUUUUACAUUUUAACAGAAAACUAAAUCUAAUUAAAUCUAACCUAAUUUGUCUAGCUUUGCCUAGUGAUAACGAUCGAUCUAACAAUUUGAAUAUGCCAGGCACUCAUUAAACAAAGGCUAAUCAAACCCAUCUCUUUGAAAUUGAAUUACCCAGUCUAGUGAGGGAAGAGGGUUAGCACAAAGCCUACACUAAGGCGAAAGAAAAAAAAGGAAAAAACAACCAGUAGUUUAAAAUCAUCUUCAAGAAAACAACAGAUUUGAAACAAUUUAACAUCAUUAUUGAUUUAAAUUCAGUACGAGUACAAGAGGCAAGCAUUUUUAUUAUUAAAUUGCCUAACAAGCACAGAAUAACGCAGGUAGAAAAACCCUAAGAAAAUGAAACUGUUUGCGAUGUCAAACCAAGUCACAACCCGACAUAUUUGGUAAAAAUAACAGUGAUUCAGAAUAAAAUCAGAAUGAUUCAGCAAAAGUUAUAUACGUUUAAAAGUUUCCCCUUUCUAAAUUAUGAACUAAUCAUGCAAGAGAGAAAGGGGGGUGGGGUGGGGUGGGGACAAUCCAGAUUGCAGACCCAAGCCAGACAUGAACUAGCCAAUCAGAAUGUGCGGUGGGAAAUUUAAACAAUUCCUUUGUUUGAAAAGUAUAAAGCCAACUGUAAACAUAAGUUCAUUGCUCCCUGAACUCUGAUCUCUGGCUACCUGCUCUCUGUUCUACGCUCCCUUGGAUUCAAAAGAAAGAAAACUACAAGAUCGUGCCUGAAGCCCUCAGCUUUCAGUAUUAAUCCAUCAAGAUCAGGGGCCCAGAUACUCAAAGAAACACAAGGUAAUAUCAUGCUGAAACUCAAUUGCUUUCCAGGCUAGGUAACAAUACUCUUAAUCUAUUCAGGUAUUGUGUGAUUCCCUAUAGUGUCAGCAUGUACUAAUAUUUAAUUAGCAAAUUGUUGUUUAAAACCUUAGUUCUCAUUGUAAUGCUUUUUAAUGUGAUAUUAAAUGUGUAACUGUUUUGUGUGAUUUACAAAAGUAUUUUGUUGCAUGCUUAAUAAAUACCAUCUUUCUAAGAAUAAGUUCCCAGAACAAACACGAUUUAUUGAACUUUGAACAGCAUUGAAUGUGGUCUAUUUUUGUCUUGUUGUAAAGUGUAAAUCCGCUAUCGUUUUCAGAGAAUGAUAUUGAAAACAGGUUUAUACAUUAUAAUAGGAUGCGUCAUUGUUUUAAGAAUAUUAACUGUCUACGAUAGUACCUACAAUCCCUAAAUGAAUGCUUAUUUGUGAUUGUUAUUAAUUGUUAAAUGUUGUGAAUCAUUCUAUAAAUACUCUGCAAUGUUGGCAUGUAAAAUGUAAAAUGUUACUCUCAUGUAAAGCUGUUAUUGCCUUAGCUCAAUGUCAAAUGAUGUUCAUUAAAUAUAAAAA